This is a messenger RNA of Rubroshorea leprosula, 1551 nucleotides long. The record is from the annotation of a GenBank genome assembly. Lineage: Eukaryota; Viridiplantae; Streptophyta; Magnoliopsida; Malvales; Dipterocarpaceae.
GGACAUCAUAAUUAAUAUUCUAUCUCAAUAAGAAAUAUCAACGUCUCUCAUGUUGAUGUUUCGUGCUCAUCUUACCUUAGCAGGCUUCAAUUUCGGAGCUGGUAUUUCAACAACAAAUGCUCCGAAGGAGAAGGUGGAGUGCGUGGUGAUAGGAGCUGGGGUGGUGGGAUUGGCAGUGGCCAGAGAGCUGUCGAUCAGGGGGAAAGAAGUCCUGGUCGUGGAUUCCGCCCCCACGUUCGGCACCGGCACCAGCUCCCGCAACAGUGAAGUCAUCCACGCCGGAAUUUACUAUCCUCCCAAUUCCUUCAAGGCUCUUUUCUGUGUUAAAGGGAGGAAGUUGCUAUAUAGGUUUUGCUCAGAACAUGGGGUACCUCACAAACAGAUUGGUAAACUUAUAGUGGCUACUGGAGCAUCAGAGAUCCCUCAGUUGAAUCAUCUGUUGAAUUGUGGAAUUGAAAAUGGUGUUGAAGGUCUUAGGAUGUUGGAGGCUUCUGAAGCCAUGAGAAUGGAGCCGGAAUUGCAAUGUGUCAAGGCCCUACUAUCGCCUGCUUCUGGGAUUGUUGAUACCCAUUCUCUGAUGUUGUCUCUAGUGGUAUGCAUAUCUAUUUUUCUUGAGCCCGUGAUUACUGGGAAUAUUAUCCAGGGGGAGGCUGAAAGUAACAGAACAACCUUCUCCUACAACACUACAAUCAUUGGAGGUGAACUUGAAGGACAUCAAAUGUUCCUCUAUGCAUCAGAAAGCAAAGAUCUUGGAAACUGGGAUGGAAGGACUUCAUUGCACCCAGAUCUUAUUCUGAUUCCUAAGGUAGUUGUUAAUUCUACAGGCUUAAGUGCCCCAGCACUUGCAAAGAGAGUCCAGGGUCUGCAUCAUGGUGCAAUUCCUCCUUCAUAUUAUGCCCGUGGUUGCUACUUCACUCUCUCAAAUACUAGGGUCCCUCCUUUCAAACGUUUGAUAUAUCCCAUACCAGAGGAAGGAGGCUUAGGAGUGCAUGUCACUCUAGAUUUAGAUGGCCAGGUCAAGUUUGGACCAGAUGUUGAGUGGAUCACUGGUGUGGAUGACAUAUCAAGUUUCCUUAACAAGUUCGACUACACAGUAAAAACUGAUCGUGCUGAAAGAUUUUACCCAGAGAUACGCAAGUAUUUCCCAAACCUUAAAGAUGGAUCUCUAGAGCCAGGUUAUGCUGGGAUUCGACCCAAACUUUCAGGUCCUGGACAGGCUCCGUUUGAUUUUGUAAUACAGGGAGAAGACACUCACGGGGUACCUGGUCUUGUAAAUCUUUUCGGAAUCGAAUCACCUGGCCUGACUUCAAGCAUGGCAAUCGCAGAAUAUGUGGCUUCAAGAUUCUGAAGUUGAUAAAGUACUCUCUAAAUUCAACCUCUGUAUUCUUGCCCUUGCAGACUUCUGCUAUAGAAUUCAUACAGAAGAUGCUAAACCUGUUGCUUGUCUUCUUCUGAAAGAUGAUAUUAUGCAUGUGUUUGUGUCUGAUUAAGCAUUUCAGCCUAUGAAAUAAAGGAUUUUCUAUGUUCAUGGAACAAAGGAUUUUAGGAAUA